This is a messenger RNA of Tremella mesenterica DSM 1558, 1146 nucleotides long. RefSeq lists its product as uncharacterized. The record is from RefSeq and is a predicted model, not a curated record. The transcript has 3 exons. Bases 1 to 1146 code for a protein of 381 amino acids. NCBI's taxonomy places the organism in Eukaryota, Fungi, Basidiomycota, Tremellomycetes, Tremellales, Tremellaceae.
AUGGAAAAGUUCUCAAAGUGGAGAGAUCCAGCUACAGGAAUCCAACCUUUCCUCCCUCCCGUCGCUCCUAACAAAGUCAAUCCGGUUUUCAAGAUCCUUCUCUAUCCAUCAUGUGUAUUCCAUUCCCUGGUCCGGGGUAUAUUACUAGGAAUAGUCGCGAUUCUCCAUAUCUUACUAGUGAACAUCAUAUGUUUCCCUUUCAUCCUCAUACCUCAACUUCAUUAUCUCCUUUCAACCAUAUUCACAACCAUCACCACCCGCCUAUCUCUUUUCUUAAUGGGUUAUUGGUCGAUCCCAUUAGACAUCAUAACUCCCAAACGUACCAAAACCUCUUCAGUAUCUCAAUCUCUUCGUUCACCUCUUAAAGGAGAUUUAAUAAUAUCAAACUGGACAUCCUAUGUCGAUAUCAUUUACCUAACUUAUAAAUUCAAUCCAACAUUUCUUCUACCCAUUUUCUCACCUUCUCCACCUCCUAAAUCGGCAUUAACAGGUAAACACACAGGUACAGGUUCAGCUCAAUUAAUCUCAAAACUUCCUCAACCUUCAUUAUUAGGUUAUAUUCCUUUAUCUUUAUUCUCACUUUUAUUUCAAACUGGUUCAUUACCCACUAUCCACAGUACGACUCCAAAAGGAAUGUAUAAAUCAUUACAAGAUGCAAGAAAAAAAUGUUUAGGUCCGAUUGUACUUUUACCAGAAUGUACAACUUCAAACGGUCGUGCUUUACUUCGAUUUCCAGAAGGUUUAUUAUCACAAGAAGAUAUAGGAGAUAAAGGUUUAACUUGGAUUAUUUAUUUACGUCAUUCUUCUCCUACACCUUUUGCACCUUCUGCUACUUGUCCUUUACCUCAACCUUUCAGACAUUUAUUCGGAUCGUUAUUGUUUACUCCAACACCUAUGCCACAGAGAAGUUUAGGUGUUAGGAUGUUACAUCCUUCUGCUUCACCUAGCAGUCCGAGUUUUUUACCUAGUGAGAUAUUGGCUGAUCAUCCGGGUGGAUUGGAAGGUUUGGGAAAGAAUGGGGAAGGGGUUUGGAGGGAAGCGGUCAGUGUGGUUUUGGCUGAGACUGGGAAAGUGAGGAGGGUAAAGGGAAUGGGUUGGGUCGAAAAGGAAGGUUUUUUGGAGUAUUGGAAUACUAAAAGACGAUGA